Punica granatum (pomegranate) is the source of this 2171-nucleotide messenger RNA. Lineage: Eukaryota; Viridiplantae; Streptophyta; Magnoliopsida; Myrtales; Lythraceae. The record is from RefSeq and is a predicted model, not a curated record.
ACGCGGUUUCACGACUUUAUUACAGAGUCCAAAAUUCAACCCAGCGACAAAGAAACAAAGCAAGAAACGAUCAAUACCCUCUUCUCUUCUUCUUCUUCUUCACCUUCCAACAACAGCUCACCACAACAGCUCACCACAGCAGCUCACCCAAGUGGGCUUGGAGCCCAUUUACUGAUAGAUUCCUUUGCUGGGUGCUUGUUGAUUUGCUUGAUCUCGUCCAUCGUCGCCGAUGAAAGAUCCUUACUUGAUGGAACCCCAGCAAGACGAUUCCUCCACUGUUGCCGCCCUUACGACCACCAUCUGCAACUCAAUCCAGGCCCUGGGCCGCGGGUUCGAUGUCACCUCCGACAUUAGGCUUCUAUACUGCAAGGGAGCUCCUGCGUCAAGGCUAGUUCUUGUUGAGGAGGAGCGCACGAGGAGCCUUGAGCUGCCCGAUGAUGGCGGCGAUGGGACGAUUGUCUUGUCGACGGUGCCCGAGCAUGUUCAGUGCUCUGUGGGCAAGGGACGGAUUGAGCGCACCAGUGUCUGCAGCUUCCAUGAAAUGGCCAAAUGUUUCAAUGAGAAAUCAGGCAUGUCAGGAUCAAUACCACUUGGUAGCUUCAAUUCAAUGUUCAAUUUCACCGGCUCUUGGCAAGUUGAUGCAGCAUCAACGAAAUCUCUUGCGAUGGUAGGGUACUUCAUUCCUUUAUAUAAUGUAGAACUGACCGUAUCAAGGUUAGUUUUGAGAGAAGAAAUCAGACGUGCUGUCCCUUACUCAUGGGAUCCCGCAUCCUUGGCAAGCUUCAUUGAAAAUUAUGGGACCCACAUUGUUACUUCAGCAACAAUUGGUGGAAGAGAUGUCGUCUAUAUCAGACAGCACCAGUCAUCUUCUCUGUCAUCUUCAGACAUUGGAAACUACAUUAAGGAUAUCGAGGAUCACCGGUUUCUCGAGUCCAAGAAUCAAUCGACUGCUGGCCUCCCAAAAUACAAGGACAAGGAUGUUACAGUAAUAUUCAGGAGACGAGGAGGAGAUGAUCUCGAGCAGAAUCACUCAAAGUGGGUGAAGACUGUAAGGUUAGCGCCAGAUGUAAUUAACAUGACAUUUACAACCAUUGUUUCUCUUCUUGAAGGAGUGCCUGGUAUAAAGCAUUUGGCCCGUGCUAUUGACUUAUACCUAGAGUAUAAACCACCUAUCGAGGAUUUACAAUAUUUCUUGGACUUUCAAAUUGCCCGUAUUUGGGCUCCUGAACAGAAUAAUCUGCAAAGAAAGGAGCCUGUCUGUCCAUCUCUUCAGUUCAGCUUGAUGGGUCCCAAGCUCUAUAUCAAGCCUGAUCAGGUAACAGUGGGCCGCAAGCCUGUCACAGGACUAAGGCUUAGCCUUGAAGGCAGCAAAUGGAAUCGGCUUGUGAUCCAUCUGCAGCACCUUGUAUCCCUCCCCAAGGUCCUCCAGCCCCAUUGGGACACCCACAUGGCAAUUGGGGCGCCCAGGUGGGUGGGCCCUGAGGAGCAGGAUAGCCGGUGGUUCGAGCCGAUCAAGUGGAAGAACUUCUCCCACGUAAGCACCGCCCCAAUUGAGCACACCGAAACAAGCAUUGGGGACCUCUCUGGGGCCUACAUCAUCACUGGGGCCCAGCUCGGCGUCUGGGACUUUGGGGCCAAGAACGUGCUCCACCUCAAGCUCCUAUUCUCCAAGGUCCCAGGCUGCACAAUUAGGCGGUCGGUAUGGGACCAUAGCCCCAUCAACCUAUGCUCAGCUUCCAGACAGGAUGGUUCUUCCUCGUCAAACGAGAAAAAGGAAGAGAGUGGGAAGCUUGCUAAGAUCGUGGACAUGACUGAAAUGUCCAAGGGGCCGCAGGAUAUACCUGGACACUGGUUGGUUACGGGGGCCAAGCUUGGGGUUGACAAGGGGAAGAUCAUCCUCCGCAUCAAGUACUCACUCUUGAACUACUGAUGUGGAGGAGAUUCAUGUUCCAUUUGUAAUCCUAAAAAAUGCGCAUUCUUUGCACAGGUGAUAUAAUACCGUACUUUGGGGGUUUUUUUCUGUACAUCCGGGGUUUUCAUUGUUUCUGGAGGUUUUAGAUGAUUGUUUGAUCAUGUAUCAUCAACCAAAUGAAGGGUCCAAUUCCAUAGUUAGACCAUAUUGUUUCAUAGCUUAUAUUAUUGAAGAACUAUUCGAGUUGCUGACGGAGUAA